UAACAGUGAACAAUGAGUGAACCGUGGAGUGAACACAUCGGCAACAAAUAUGGCCACCAUGGUGGAUGCAAAACUUGACAUGUAUGAUGAUACGAUCUACGCUGUUGAUCCACAACACGUGGAAGGAGAGAUGACAGUUGGCACCAGACAAAAAGCGAAUAUUGGGGAACCUGACUUCAACACCCUUGACGAACCGAUUAGAGACACUAUUCUCAGAGAUGUUCGAGCAGUUGGAAAAAAAUUCUAUCAUGUAUUAUACCCAAAGGAAAAGAAGAGUUUACUCAAAGAAUGGGAUCUUUGGGGACCUCUGGUACUUUGUACAUUCAUGGCGAUGGUUCUCCAAGGAUCGGAUGAUGAUGCAAUCAACAAAAAUGAUGGUGGCCCAGAAUUUGCUGAAGUAUUUGUUAUUGUUUGGAUCGGAUCUAUGAUCGUCACCCUUAAUUCUAAAUUGUUAGGAGGCAACAUAUCAUUCUUUCAAAGUGUUUGCGUUCUAGGCUAUUGCCUACUACCAACAACUGUUGCUCUCAUUAUUUGCAGAAUCAUUUUGUUGGUAGAACAAACUCUUGUUUGGUUCAUCCUACGGUUUAUUAUUACGAUAAUUGGAUUUCUCUGGGCUACAUAUGCUUCCAUGGCAUUUCUUGGGGAUAGUCAGCCAGCUGGACGAAAAGCAUUAGCAGUUUAUCCUAUUUUUUUGUUUUACUUUAUCAUAUCGUGGUUAGUGAUAUCACACUCCACGUGAAAAAUCUUAAACACAAAGAAGAAUUGAUUUUGACUUCAAGACUGUAUAAAGCUGCACAAAGCCCAAUAAAAGAUUGACAUUGAAUUAACUGGCAAAUUUGCUUGAAGAUUAAAGCUGGUUCUGUCUUUCUCUUAAUGCGGGUUAAAAUCUUUCAAAGGUAUGUAGCCUCUGAACUCUUUUUAACAUCUGAAUAAUCAAACGUGAUUAUCAAUAUUCAACGUUGCAUUUC
Neodiprion fabricii is the source of this 968-nucleotide messenger RNA. Its product is annotated as protein YIPF6. The coding region runs from base 50 to 739 and encodes 229 amino acids. The record is from RefSeq and is a predicted model, not a curated record. The transcript is spliced from 8 exons. Gene Ontology annotation, biological process: endoplasmic reticulum to Golgi vesicle-mediated transport. Gene Ontology annotation, cellular component: trans-Golgi network; membrane. NCBI's taxonomy places the organism in Eukaryota, Metazoa, Arthropoda, Insecta, Hymenoptera, Diprionidae.